UACUACACAAUUGGAGGUGUUCCCUCCGGGCGAUAGGUGGACUGUUCAGUAAAAUCUAAAAUAAAAGUUUGUACGCCUGCUUUAAGAAAGUUUGCAACCUAUCUGACUAAGUUCUCCUAGUUAGAUUAGCAAACAGUUUUUGUUCUCCUUUCGGCUUUCCUCAGGAAAGGCUACCCGUCCGGUGGUGCGAUUUUCGAGCAUACUCACGUCUGCCUGGAACAAAGAACAUCCCUUCCCCCUCUUCCCUGAAGUCUGGGGGAGUGUUAUACAGGGGUGAAGCCAGUUUGUAAGUCGAGUAAUUCGUAAGAAAGAAGCCAAUGACUGAGCAAAGCCAGAAUUCUACUCCAGGGGAAGAAGUGAAGUCUACAAGAUUUCUUAGUAAAAAAGACUCUAAAAACGUUUCAUUUCACUCAGAGCCAGAAAAUGCAGGAGUGGAAGAAAAACCGAAGAAAGCUGGGAAACCACUUAAUCAACAAUUACAGUCUCUGAAUCUGGAUGCAGAAAUAUUUGAAACCAAGAAGAGAAACUAUCUAACUAGAUCAAAGACUUAUGAUACAGUGUUUUCACCCAGUCCUUCAGAAUAUGAAACAAAACCUGAACGGAAAAAGUCCACCUCCAACCCUUCCAAGACAAAUGCAACCUACCACAAGCUCUUCAAACAUGUUGAAAAGGAUGAAAUUUUAAAACAAAGUUUUACAUGUGCUCUGCAAAAGGACAUAUUAUACCAAGGGAAACUCUUUGUGUCUGAAAACUGGAUUUGCUUUAAUUCCAAAGUGUUUGGGAGAGAUAUUAAGAUUGCAAUACCUGUCUUUUCCGUGACUCAAAUUAAGAAACAUAAAACUGCUUUGCUCGUACCAAAUGCUCUAUGUAUAUCAACAGAACUUGAGAAGUUUAUGUUUGUUUCAUUGCUCUCCAGGGAUGCAACCUAUAAGCUUCUAAAAUCUGUUUGCGUACAUCUGGAGGACAGAACUGAUGAUAUCAGUCCAAAUCCGUCCUCUCUCGAAAAUAGUUUCAGAGCUGAGCGUCCAACAUCUUUGCCUCUGGAUUUCAAUAUGGAAGAUUUGUCUGAUCUUGCGGUGUGUCGAAGACGAGAGUUGGAGCAAUCUAGUAGCUCUGGAUCCCAAACUCCAGAGUCUGAAAAUUCUCAAGAGUUUAGCACGGCCCAGGCAUUAUUGAAAAUUACAAAGAAUGAUGAUAUUCCAGUGCUUGCUGAUGUUCACGUAAAAGAAGUACUGGAGGUAAAAAGAAGAACCUGUCAUGACAAUGGACAUUCCUUGGUCUGGGGCUUAUUACACAGCGUGAAAUCUAAUGGUAUCCAAUAUCUUUCUGUGAAUACAUUACUGGUGCUCUAUCUGAUUAUAGUCAUUGUGCUAGUUCUAUCGUCCUUCUAUAUGGGCUUAAAAAUAAUUGCUUUGGAGCAGCGCCUAGCCUCUUUGGGAGCAUUGCCAGAAUACCAUAUGCAUCACAAGGACUCUUUUGCUCAUCGUGACAUGGGAUUACAGUUCCACGUGAAUACAGAUCUCAUCUACGAUGAAUUGUCAGAAAAUCUUGCAAAAUUGGAAAAGAUCCAGAAAAAUCUACAAAAGCUUCUAGAAGGAAAUGAAUGAGGCGCUCUACUUCGCGAUCGUCAGUAUGUUUUGUUCUCACCAAGGUCAUACAUCUCUGGAAUGUAAUGUGAACUCUGCAGGACAGGGUGCAGGAUUGUUUAAGUUUCAAUCGUGUGUUUCUCAGAAUUCUGCACAGUCUUAUUUCUAAGGAAAUAUGCAAAUAAUAAAGUAUCUGUGCAAUAAUGACCAAAAAUGCUUUAUCUAACAAUUUAAUAUUACACUUGUUUUUGGAAAAUGAGAUUUGUAGUGGUUAUAUAGAUGAAAUCAAUUUUUGAAAAGUGGUCUAAUCAUUUGAUUCUAAAGCACUCCAUAAUCUAAAAGCUAUUAGAAUAUUUUGUGUAAAACAUAUGUUGACCAUGUGUAUGAUCUCCUUGCCCAAUAGUCUGAUUAUUAUAAAAUAGUUACGCUGUCUGGAAUGUGGGGUUUUUAACUUUUUUUGGUAUCUUAGCACAGUCAUAGGCAAAAUCUGGCAAAGGUGAUCAAGCAACUUGCAGAUUUUCCUUCUAGGCAACAAAAUUAGGUAAACACAGUCCUCCCCAACAAAUUUUUAUCUUUGCACCAUGGCCAGAUAUUGCUUUACCCAAAAGCUAAAGAUGAAAGUUUGCCCCACUGGCCAACAAAGGGGCUGCAUUCAUGACUCUAGAAGGACUAUAUGCUCAUGUGAGUGAAUUUAUAACUGCUUUGUGAUCUGAUACAAUUUAUAUAAAAUGCAAUUGUAUUCUUUUAAACCAUUUCUAUGAAAUGAUUUCUCACUUGAAAUUCUGUAAAUAAAAUUCUCAUGCUAAAAGAAUUUGUACUAUUUCUAGAGGUAACUUGGCAAAAACUAUUUAAUGUGGUUCAUAUU
This is a messenger RNA of Stegostoma tigrinum, 2451 nucleotides long. It is a transcript of the gene gramd2b, whose product is annotated as GRAM domain-containing protein 2B. The coding region runs from base 318 to 1607 and encodes 429 amino acids. NCBI's taxonomy places the organism in Eukaryota, Metazoa, Chordata, Chondrichthyes, Orectolobiformes, Stegostomatidae. The transcript is spliced from 14 exons. The record is from RefSeq and is a predicted model, not a curated record.